GCAAUCCCGCCCUACUGUCGGAGCCUCUGGCGCAAGUGACGUCACUCCGCCCCGCCCAUGCAAUUCGAGGCGGGCCUGCUUUGCCUCAGGCCCCGCCCCAUCGCCACCCUCCGCGCAUGCGCGAUACUGGGGCCUUGUUCGGAGCACGCUCCACUUUCCUUAUCCCCACCCCCGAAGACAGAGUUGGGGGAACUUCAGCCCGGGUGAAGCGAAUACACGUCACCACCGGAAGUAGUGUCAGAGGGGAAGAGGAGGGGGGAAGAAAGAAGGAGGGAGGCCUUCGGGCGGUAAAAUGGCGCCUGUCAGAGUGGGAAAUCCAGCUGCAGAGGCUGCAGCCCCGCUCCCUAGCGGCUGAGGCACCCCCCCCGACCUCGGGGAGGGGGAGGCCGCUCCAGUCCAGCCAUCCGCGCCCUUCGGCUCCCCCUCCCCUCCUUCCCGGCUCCUUGGCUCAGCCGGUCUGUUCGCCGCCACCGCGGCCCUGCGCGCGCCGCUACCCCCGCCCGCCCCUUUCCCGCGGGCAGCCCCCUAGCGCGCCUGCGCAGCGGGCCACCCUCCGCUUCCCCCUUCCCCUCCCCCUUCCUUCUCCCUCCCUCCCUUCUCCCUAGCCCCCUCCCCCACAACCCCCUCCCCCAAUUCUCCAUCCCCUUCCCUCCUGGUCUCGGAGGACCCCAUCGUAGCCCGAUCUGUCUCGGCCCGCAACCUCCGCGAAUCCGUCGGUGCCACUCCCCGCCCAUGUGGGCCCCCGCGGGCUGCCCACGCCUGUCCCCCAGCUCCCCGUUCCGCUGGGCUUUCCCCUCGUCGUGGGUGGCUUUCUGAGCCGCCCGCUCCGUGCCCCUCUCUGCAGCCUCUCCUGCCACUCGGGGCCCCCGUUCCCCCUCCCGGUGGCGGGGGGCUGCCCCCGGGGGGCUGGCGGAGCUGGGCCGCGGGGGCCCCGGGGCCGGCGGUGCCGGGGUCAUCGGGAUGAUGCGGACGCAGUGUCUGCUGGGGCUGCGCACGUUCGUGGCCUUCGCCGCCAAGCUCUGGAGCUUCUUCAUUUACCUUUUGCGGAGGCAGAUCCGCACGGUAAUUCAGUACCAAACCGUUCGAUAUGACAUCCUUCCCUUAUCUCCUGUGUCCCGGAAUCGGCUAAGCCAGGUGAAGAGGAAGAUCCUGGUGCUGGAUCUGGAUGAGACACUUAUUCACUCCCAUCACGAUGGGGUCCUGAGGCCUACAGUCCGGCCUGGAACGCCUCCUGACUUCAUUCUCAAGGUGGUAAUAGACAAACAUCCCGUCCGGUUUUUUGUACAUAAGAGGCCCCAUGUGGAUUUCUUCUUGGAAGUGGUGAGCCAGUGGUACGAGCUGGUGGUGUUCACAGCAAGCAUGGAAAUUUACGGCUCUGCUGUGGCAGAUAAACUGGAUAAUAGCAGAAGCAUUCUCAAGAGAAGAUACUACAGACAGCACUGCACUUUGGAAUUGGGCAGCUACAUCAAGGACCUCUCUGUGGUCCACAGUGACCUCUCCAGCAUUGUGAUCCUGGAUAACUCCCCAGGGGCUUACAGGAGCCAUCCAGACAAUGCCAUCCCCAUCAAAUCCUGGUUCAGUGACCCCAGCGAUACCGCCCUUCUCAACCUGCUUCCGAUGCUGGAUGCCCUCAGGUUCACCGCUGAUGUUCGUUCUGUGCUGAGCCGAAACCUUCACCAACAUAGGCUCUGGUGACAGCUGCUCCCCCUCCACCUGAGUUGGGGUGGGGGGGAAAGGGAGGGUGAGCCCUCGGGAUGCCGUCUGGUGCCCUGUCCACUGGUGAGGACUGCCUGGGCAGGGUCUGCCCCUCCCACCCCUCUCUGCCCUGGGAGCCCUGCACUCCAUAUGGAGUCUGGAUGGACACAAGGGCCAGAUUCUCAAGCAGCCUCACUCUAACUUCGUGUUCGCACUCCCUGGAAACCCCAGACUGGGACAUAAGCGGAGGCCUAGGAGAGCCGCAACAGUGUCUGGUGGAGAGACAGGACUGGCCAGAGUGGGAGACAGACAUUCGGUAAUCCGGGAGGCUCAAAGAGAAGCCAAGCCAGCUUUGUUGUGAUUUGUUUUUUUAAAAACUCUUGUACAAAAGUGAUCUAAUUCUUCACUCCAAGGGCUGGGUUGUGGGUGGGAAACUGGGAUUUUGGGCCACUGGAUUUUCCCCAAACUUGUCCCCUCCCUUUCUAUUUUCCCUUCUUCCUAGAUUCCCUCAGACCUGUAACCAGCUUUCUCUCCUUUUUUUUCUUUCCUCUCUUUUAAACCAUGCAUUAUAACUUUAAAACCAAG
Balaenoptera musculus (blue whale) is the source of this 2280-nucleotide messenger RNA. It is a transcript of the gene CTDNEP1, whose product is annotated as CTD nuclear envelope phosphatase 1. Gene Ontology annotation, molecular function: protein serine/threonine phosphatase activity. NCBI's taxonomy places the organism in Eukaryota, Metazoa, Chordata, Mammalia, Artiodactyla, Balaenopteridae. The transcript has 8 exons. The record is from RefSeq and is a predicted model, not a curated record. The coding region runs from base 961 to 1695 and encodes 244 amino acids.